Messenger RNA from Darwinula stevensoni, 3067 nucleotides. The record is from the annotation of a GenBank genome assembly. Lineage: Eukaryota; Metazoa; Arthropoda; Ostracoda; Podocopida; Darwinulidae.
AUGGCAUCCCUGCAGAAGAGCGUCAGCCGAGAGGCAGCCACUGAGAGGAGAGAAGAGACUGGCGCUGAACCAAUGGCGACGAAGCGUGGAUGGAGCGGUUUGAUCUUUUCCUUCCUGGCUCCAAAGAAUGAACAACUAGAGGAAAUGCUUGGCCAACUGGGAACUCUAGAGAGAGGAAGAUCCAGGAGUGCUGGGCGAUCUCCUGCACGAAAGUCUCCAGCGCGCAAGUCUCCUGCACGUAAGUCACCCGCUCGAAGUACGUCAAAGUCGCGGGGAAGAAGUCGCACUCCAACUCGGAAGAAGUCUCCCGGUCGCCCUGCUAGGCUUUCUCUCAGGCAGGUCAAGAAACCUGAGACACCCAAGGCUGCUCUUGAGUCUUCUGCUACAUCUACACCAACUAUAACAAGAACAGAGCGAGAAAAGCAAGUGGAGGUGAAAGAUGUUUAUAUAAGCAUAAAGAAGACUGAUGCAGUGGUAGGAGAUGCCAAGUCUCUUCGGCCAAGGAAGUCUAAGGUUGACUACAGCAUGCCUCGACUUUUCACCAGAGAGAAUGAAGUGAGGGUGAUGUCCCCUUCGUUCACCAUCAAUCAGGACCGAGAGAAGCCUCGAGAGGUGAAGCACAAAGAAAAGCCUUCUGUGUGGCGUGUCCUAUCCAUUGUCCUGUGCACGUUUGCCAUCCCAGCAUUUGCACUUAUCCUGAAUGCCUUCUGCUCCAAGGAGAAUGAAUGCACUCUGACAAAACUGCCCAAAUUCUCAUGGAAACCAGAGUUGUACUUUGACAUCCAUGUUUUUGGCUACUACUGUUGCUUUGUCAUGGUCCAACUCAUCAUUCAAGUGCUGCCAAUUGGAAGAAAAGUGAAGGGACCUCACACUGCCGAUGGGAGACAUGAAUAUCGUCUGAAUGGCAUCUUGGCAGUGAUUCUGACCUUGGCCACCAUCCCCAUCUUCCAUCACUAUGGGCUCGAUCUCUCCAUCGUGAGGGACAAGUUCCGCCAGCUGAUCGUCUCGGCCUUCGUCAUCUCGGUGUUCCUCAGCGAGCUGGCGUACCUGAAGGCGCGGCUGCAGCCGUCGCGCCACGCGAACCCGGAUGGGACGACGGGGAACCUGGUUGUGGAUUGGCACCGGGGGCAGGAGCUGACGCCGCGGCUGGGGCCGCUGGACCUCAAGAUUUUCAUAUUCCGGCUGGGAUUGCUUGGCAUGGCAUUCUUUGAUGCGUUCCUCGUGUACCUCCUUUGGCGCAAGACCGGCAUGAUUUCACCCACAUUGACUUUGGCUGCAUCUUUUGCCAUCUUCACCGUCUUCUCAUUUUAUGUGUUUGAAGAGGACUUCUUCACGACCAUGACAUAUACGAAAGAAGGCAUGGGUUUUGUCUUCUGUACUUUCUCCACACUGAUUCCGGCAAUAUACACGCUCAACGUGCGACUUCUUUUCGAUCGGCUUGCAGACCCCAAACAAGGUGGUUCAAUGGAGCUACCAUGGUACUGCUUGGCUAGCAUUGCAUUGAUCUUCUUUGUUGGGUUUGUCAUCUACACGGUGAGCAACUGGCAGAAGAAUGCAUUCAAGAGGACUCCCUACCACCCAGGACUCGCAAAUCUGGAGACGAUUUCAACACCCCGAGGGAAGCUGAUUGUCAGUGGGCUGUGGGGAUGGGUCAGACAUCCCAACUACCUUGGAGAUAUCAUCAUGGCCUUCUGCUGGGCUGCACUUUGUGGAAUUCACCAUUCCAUCCCUUAUAUCAUCCCGGUGAUGGUCCUCUUUAUGCUGUGCCACCGGGCUGCACUGGAUGCAACCAUCUGCAGCAAGAAGUACGGAGAUGCAUACGACAAGGAGUAUUGCAAACGUGUCCCCUACAAAGUCAUCCCAAAGAUCUACUAGCAUCAAUUUUGCCAUGGGAACCACAUUGAGACCAUGUUCUUAGAGAGCAGCAUGUAUGAAAAGGAAGGAACAAUCUAGGUCUGUAAAGCCCUGAGAGACAAAAUUUGCUAAAGGGAUGUCAUCACUUCUCAUGCCUGUUCUGAUCUCAAGUACAAAGAAAAUUUUGUAUCAAGUUUUUUUGACACUGUUUCUACCUGUGAGAGACGAACAUUAUGUAUUUGACACCCUGAUAUGGUAGUUUUUUUUCUUACUGUUCCUUUUUUUUCCACUCAUGUUUAUUUUUGAUUGGUUUGAAUUCAUGCAUCUUGUUACUUUUGAUAUGUUGUUUUCCUUCCCUUUUUGUGUAGAAAUGUACACUAUGAAUGGAUGAAUAUUGUGUGGGAUUGUAUGAGGUACAAUGUGGUUACAUCUCUGGCAAUCAUGGUACCUGAAUGUGGUACACAUUUCUAGUGGUAUUUUCCUUUUUUUUUUUUAAAUCAGGGUCCUUUGGAAUUACAGUCAACCCUCAAUAUACUGCACCCCUCGCUCAUCACCGACUUUUUCCAGAGAACAAAUCUCCAUUAUAGCACCACCCCUGCAAGCCACCAUCUACUGAUACCAUUAGUAUAAAUGUGGUUUUUCUAAUUUUAAUCCUCUUUGCUCUUGUGCCAAGACUUCAGUAACGUAGCCACAGGCAUGCUGUGUUUCGUUUGAUCUAGUGGCACCUGCAAUAAGUGCCAAAGUUGGUGACAACCAACAGUGGUGCUAUAGUGAGGGUUGACUGUACAGGAAAAAUUCAUUUAGUUUUGUAUGGGAAAAAGAAGCACUUUGAAGGAAGCCCAGUGAGCUCGGUUUCCUUAGUUCUCUUUUUAAGCUGACUUUUAUGUAGGCCUGAACUUUUUUGUAUUUGGUUGAUCUGCCAAACCUAUCUCUCUCAUAUCUUCCACUAAGAAGUCAUGUCAAAGGAAGGGUUUAGAAAAAAAAAACUGAAGGUAGUGACAGUAGUUUCACAAGUGUACAAAACUUUCCAUCAGAUCUCACCAUAACAACAUUUUGUGUUGGGACUUUUGAGCACUGAGAUGUGUUGGGUAUUGCUCAAGAACAAGAUGGAAAGAGAAUGUCAUCAAUGAGCGAUGUUUUUCUAAACUCAGGAUUUCAUGAAUAUUCAAGGUUUUUUUUUAGGAAUAAAUGAACUUUUGUGAAUGUGUGUAUA